This is a messenger RNA of Lucilia cuprina (Australian sheep blowfly), 597 nucleotides long. RefSeq lists its product as uncharacterized. The transcript has a single exon. Bases 147 to 374 code for a protein of 75 amino acids. The record is from RefSeq and is a predicted model, not a curated record. NCBI's taxonomy places the organism in Eukaryota, Metazoa, Arthropoda, Insecta, Diptera, Calliphoridae.
UCACGCACUGGUAACGCCGCCAACAAUCUAGAGCUUAAAGUACUUACCCACAUACAAUACGUGCCGUGAAAUUGCUAGUUCCGUGUUAAACCAAACGGAAGGAUUAUACUUUUAUUUUCCAAAAAAGACUUAAAAUUUCUCACAAAAUGGUCUAUACAAAUCGCACAGAAAAGUGCUUGACUUCUCAGGAACCCAGCAAUACUAAGAGCACUACAUCGGGCUCAAAAACCACUUUUGCCAACAGCUCAAGCUCUAAUUCAUCUAGCUCGGCAAAUAAUGCUUGGUCCAAAAAUGCCUCGGACAAUGAUAAGUGGAAGUAUAAUAAUAUGGUGCGCAAUGAACGUGAUAAAUUCAAUAGCAUGCAUUUCUGUUGAAAAGUAGUUUUAAGUUUUAAAAUAUCUUCACCUCACUUUGUUAAUCCAUUGGUCAAAUCCCACCCCUUGUAUAUACAUAUGUAAGUUAGUCAGGUCCCUUAGUUAUAAUGUAGUUUCAUAAUUUUUAGUUUGAAAACAGAAUCUCCCAAAUUAUAAAAAAACAAAAUCUUUUAAAUCUUAUGUUUUAUUCUUGCAUUUAAUAAACUUUGUUGUAAUUAAAAAA